This is a messenger RNA of Closterium sp. Yama58-4, 498 nucleotides long. Lineage: Eukaryota; Viridiplantae; Streptophyta; Zygnematophyceae; Desmidiales; Closteriaceae. The record is from the annotation of a GenBank genome assembly.
AUGGUCAGAACCGUGGUUGGCCCUGUAUGGAGUAAAAUUGAGGACAAGCCGGACGAAGUACUUCGUUUCGCCGAUGAGAAGGUUGACGUCGCACUGAAGUACGCGGACAGCUACAUCCCCAGAGACCUGGCGUACAAAGCUUCGGAUUUUGUCCGCACUGUUCCGGUGCGUGCCAAGGAGGCCCUUCACGGCUAUCAGGAAAAGGGUGCCCUUGGCGCUGCAAAAUCCUAUUAUUACGACUCUCUGGAGCCGGUUCUGUCAGCCUAUCUUGUCUUCUUAUGGCGCUUGGCGUUGUCCAUGCCGCUUGUUCCCCACGUGGUGGUAGCAGCGUACCCCACGGUAUUCGCAGCCGCCAGUAAGUACAACACCGUCGUUGCAUCGUUUCAAAAAUCCGACUUGCCGUACGUGAAGAAGGCUGCGGAUGUGGUUCCGCUGGUUCCUGUGGAGAAAGCUGAGAAUUAUGUGAAGCUCAGUCUACAGCAAGCUGGAGUGCAAUAG